AUGUACGCCCUACGCCCUACAGGGCCCCAAACUGUCCAUGUACGCCCUACGCCCUACAGGGCCCCAAACUGUCCAUGUUCCGCCCUACGCCCUGCAGGGCCUCAAACUGUCCAUGUUCCGCCCUACGCCCUGCAGGGCCUCAAACUGUCCAUGUUCCGCCCUACGCCCUACAGGGCCCCAAACUGCCCAGGUUGUGCCCUACGCCCUACAGGGCCUCAAGCUGUCCAUGUUACACCCUACGCCCUACAGGGCCUCAAAAUGUCCAUGUUACGCCCUACGCCCAACAGGGCCUCAACCUGUCCAUCUUACGCCCUACGCCCUACAGGGCCCCAAACUGUCCAUGUACGCCCUACGCCCUACAGGGCCGCAAACUGUCCAUGUUACGCCCUACCCCCUACAGGGCCUCAAACUGUCCCUGUUACGCCCUACGCCCUACAGGGCCCCAAACUGUCCAUGUACGCCCUACGCCCUACAGGGCCCCAAACUGUCCAUGUUACGCCCUACCCCCUACAGGGCCUCAAACUGUCCAUGUUGCGCCCUACCCCCAACAGUGCCUCAAACUGUCCAUGUUACGCCCUACGCCCUACAGUGCCUCAAACUGUCCAUGUUGCGCCCUACGCCCAAGAGGGCCUCAAACUGUCCAUGUUACGCCCUACACCCUACAGGGCCUCAAACUGUCCAUGUGACGCCCUACGCCCUACAGGGCCUCAACUGUCCAUGUUACUCCCUACGCCCUACAGGGCCUCAAACUGGCCAUGUUACACCCUACGCCCUACAGGGCCUCAAACUGUCAAUGUUACGCCCUACGCCCUACAGUGCCUCAAACUGGCCAUGUUACGCCCUACGCCCUACAGUGCCUCAAACUGGCCAUGUUACGCCCUACGCCCACCAGGGCCUCAAACUGUCCAUGUUGCGCCCUACGCCCAAGAGGGCCUCAAACUGUCCAUGUUACGCCAUACGACCUACAUGGCCUCAAACUUUACAUGUGACGCCCUACGCCCUACAGGGCCUCAAAAUGUCCAUGUUACGCCCUACGCCCAACAGGGCCUCAAACUGUCCAUGUUCCGCCCUACGCCCUACAGGGCCCCAAACUGUCCAUGUUCCGCCCUACGCCCUACAGGGCCCCAAACUGCCCAGGUUGUGCCCUACGCCCUACAGGGCCUCAAGCUGUCCAUGUUACGCCCUACGCCCUACAGGGCCUCGAUCAGAUCAUUCUCUCACAGAUCUGGAGUGGUCAGUUUUUUGCUGUGGAUAGCGCACUCGCCUUUCACCAAGAUGGCCGAAUUCAACGCUGCACUCAUAGGAUUUAUAGGAAUCACGGAAUCAAAACAUCAAACGGAACAAAACUUGAAAAACAGUGUUCACUACCUUAAGUAUAUCUGUCCUUAA
Mizuhopecten yessoensis (Yesso scallop) is the source of this 1389-nucleotide messenger RNA. Its product is annotated as adhesive plaque matrix protein-like. NCBI's taxonomy places the organism in Eukaryota, Metazoa, Mollusca, Bivalvia, Pectinida, Pectinidae. The transcript has a single exon. The coding region runs from base 1 to 1389 and encodes 462 amino acids. The record is from RefSeq and is a predicted model, not a curated record.